GUCCUGCUACAACUGUGAUAUUGAAUUUUCUAUUAAUUUAUAUGCAGUUGAUAUCCAAUUUCAUAUAUAAAUGCAGUACAUGGAUGAUGUUUUCGAAAACAAACCGUUAUACCAUAAUUAUCAGGCGAACCCGGGAAAAUCGCUCCAAGAAUGAAGUUGGCUGGUUUGGUUUUUGUCCUUAGUAUUGUUAUGUGUGUAACGGACUUGGCACAUUCAGAGGACUGGUCUCACUUUUAUCUGAGGGCAGCUUGCAAAUUGAUGGAAAGUCGAGAUUUUAAGACUGGCAACUCAAUAGGAAAAGAGAAGGUGAUAGCGUUUCAAGCAAGAGUUUCUUCGAGACUUCAAAAUGUCCCCAAGGGGCGGACAGUGCGCUUCGACACAGUGCUGUUAAACGAAGGAAACGGAUACAGUGGAAGAACGGGACAAUUCACUGCACCAACCAAAGGUGUUUAUGUCUUUGAUUGGACUAUAACUGUAGAUAAUGGCGAUAUGUUUUUCACGGAAAUUGUCAAAAACGGCUCUGCUUUCGGAUAUAACCACUGUGCUGCUAAACGCCAAAGCUACGAGCGCAAUUGCUCCACCACCAGCAGGAUAAGGUUAAAGCGAGGGGACAAAGUGUGGGUCAGGACGACUAGUCGGGGCACCGACGCCCACCCCACAUGGACGACGUUCGGUGGUCAUAAAUUAUGAAGUCUGUUGUUUCAGUUUUGCAGUUGAUGCUACUGUAAAGAAUAAGAUGGAAUUUAAUUGAAAAGUACUAGUAUAAAUGAACUAUUAUUGAUAUGAUUAACAAUACGAUCAUGUAUCUUUAGUUUAAAAAAAUACCAUAUUUGUAUAUAAUGAAAAUCAAAAAUAAAUAAUUAAACGCAACAAUUGAAAAUUAUUAUAU
Magallana angulata is the source of this 889-nucleotide messenger RNA. Its product is annotated as complement C1q-like protein 4. Bases 151 to 690 code for a protein of 179 amino acids. Lineage: Eukaryota; Metazoa; Mollusca; Bivalvia; Ostreida; Ostreidae. Gene Ontology annotation, molecular function: protein binding. The record is from RefSeq and is a predicted model, not a curated record. The transcript has 3 exons.